AUGAAAAUAUGAGAACAAGACACGGACUUGGUUUCACAACCACAACUUCUCUUUCUUUUUUUGUUUCUACCUUGAAAUAAAAAUUUCAUCAAAAUCGUCUCUAAGCCUUUAGAAAACAACGCAUCGUUUCGUUAAAAACCAAAAAAAAAACCACACCGGCAUUGGCCGCUUGAGAGCGGCGGCGUAGGAGAAUGGAAGCGCCGUCGAUUGUCGUUGAUCACUUGGUUCUGACAACGUUCUUAGCCUCUCUGUUCGCGUCUCUGUUUCUUUAUCUCUUCUCGCAGCGACGCCGAAGCAAAGAGAAUUCGAAACGUAGCGAGAGAACUCAGAGAAGAAUCGAUAAAACCCUAACGGUGAAAUCUGGGGAUGGUGUUGGUGUUGAUAUUAUCAUUGUUGGUGCUGGUGUCGCUGGUGCUGCCCUCGCUCAUACCCUCGGAAAGGAAGGAAGAAGAGUUCACGUUAUAGAAAGAGACUUAACAGAACCUGAUCGAAUUGUCGGUGAAUUGCUUCAACCUGGUGGUUACUUGAAGUUAAUCGAACUCGGGCUUGAAGAUUGUGUGAAGGAGAUAGAUGCGCAGAGAGUUCUUGGUUAUGCUCUCUUCAAAGAUGGGAAACACACUAAACUCUCUUACCCUUUGGAUCAGUUUGAUUCGGAUGUUGCGGGUCGUAGCUUUCACAAUGGGAGAUUUGUGCAGAGGAUGCGUGAGAAAGCUUCAACACUUCCCAAUGUUCGAAUGGAGCAAGGAACAGUGACAUCGUUGGUGGAAGAAAACGGAAUAAUCAAAGGUGUUCAAUACAAAACCAAAGAUGGCCAAGAGCUUAAAUCUUUUGCUCCUCUCACCAUUGUUUGUGAUGGUUGUUUCUCCAACUUGCGUCGCUCUCUCUGCAAACCUAAGGUGGAGGUACCAUCUAACUUCGUAGGUCUCGUCUUAGAGAAUUGUGAACUUCCAUUUCCAAAUCAUGGACACGUCGUUCUUGGUGAUCCAUCACCUAUUUUAUUCUAUCCAAUCAGCAGCUCUGAAGUCCGUUGCUUGGUCGACGUACCCGGUUCAAAACUUCCUUCACUCGCAAGUGGUGAAAUGGCUACUUAUCUCAAAACAAUGGUAGCACCGCAGGUACCUCCUCAGAUCCGUGACGCUUUCAUCUCCGCUGUCGAAAAAGGUAACAUAAGAACAAUGCCGAACCGAAGCAUGCCUGCAGACCCUAUUCCUACACCAGGAGCUUUACUUCUAGGUGAUGCGUUCAACAUGCGUCAUCCUCUUACUGGAGGUGGUAUGACUGUUGCUUUGUCUGAUAUAGUUAUCCUCCGCAACCUACUGCACCCGCUCACGAACUUAACCGACAAAGAAUCCUUAUCCAAAUACAUUGAAUCAUUCUACACGUUGCGUAAACCGGUUGCUUCAACCAUCAAUACGCUCGCUGGAGCUCUGUAUAAAGUGUUUUUGGCAUCUCCUGAUGAUGCUAGAAGCGAAAUGCGUCGAGCUUGUUUUGAUUAUCUUAGCCUUGGAGGGGUGUGUUCGUCUGGACCAGUAGCUUUGCUCUCUGGUUUGAACCCGCGACCUAUGAGCCUUGUUCUUCAUUUCUUCGCUGUUGCGAUUUUCGGGGUUGGUCGUUUGCUUGUACCUCUCCCUUCUGUUAAACGUUUAUGGCUCGGAGCUAGACUAAUCUCGAGUGCUUCAGGGAUUAUAUUUCCAAUAAUAAAAGCAGAAGGUGUGAGGCAAAUGUUCUUCCCUCGAACUAUUCCUGCCAUUUACAGAGCUCCUCCUACUCCUGCUCUGAAGAUUUCUCAAGUGUAAGAAUAGCUUAUUUGCUGUUACGGUUUGAAUGAACCGGGUGGUUUGAUUUGGUCUUUACGAACUUAUGGUUUGAAAUGUGUAUCCAUCAGCUUGAACAGAAUCAUCAAGUAAAUAAGUAUUAAGUACAGUAUCUUUGUUAAUUGUUAUUAUAGAAACUAUGUGUUUUGCAUAAUAA
Camelina sativa (false flax) is the source of this 1971-nucleotide messenger RNA. RefSeq names its product squalene epoxidase 3. Gene Ontology annotation, biological process: sterol biosynthetic process. NCBI's taxonomy places the organism in Eukaryota, Viridiplantae, Streptophyta, Magnoliopsida, Brassicales, Brassicaceae. Gene Ontology annotation, cellular component: endoplasmic reticulum; membrane. The record is from RefSeq and is a predicted model, not a curated record. Gene Ontology annotation, molecular function: flavin adenine dinucleotide binding; squalene monooxygenase activity.